AUGGAUGCUAGUUACUUUUCUGGUAAGUUAAAGCAUAACGCUCUUGAUAUUACAUAUUCUUAUUAUUUGCGAGUUGAAACUUUUUAUAUUGUUAUUGAUUUGCAUCUUCAAGACCUUAAUAAUCGUUUUGAUGUUAUGAGUACUGAUUUCUUUCUCGGUAUGGCUAGUUUGAAUCCAGCUAAUUCAUUUGUUAAUUUUGAUAAGAUCAAGAUAAUGAGAGUGGCUGAAUAUUAUAUGAAUGAGUUUGUCAUCAACAAACUUCGAGAUCUCAGUUUUCAGGUUGAUAGCUUUAUAGUUUAUGAUUGUGGUUCUGACAAAAGGCUUAAAAAGAAAUCCACUUCCCUUAUCAUGCUUGUUAAAUCGGUUGCAACCUAUGCACUUUACGAAUCAGGUCCUUUGAUUAACUAUGCAAGAAGAUAA
This is a messenger RNA of Solanum verrucosum, 420 nucleotides long. RefSeq lists its product as uncharacterized. The coding region runs from base 1 to 420 and encodes 139 amino acids. NCBI's taxonomy places the organism in Eukaryota, Viridiplantae, Streptophyta, Magnoliopsida, Solanales, Solanaceae. The transcript has 2 exons. The record is from RefSeq and is a predicted model, not a curated record.